UUCUUUAAAUUAGCAUAAUUUUAAACGGAGUUUGGCCCGCACUCUUUUCUGGCAGGUGUCGCGCGCAGCUUCUUGUGUGUGUCGUCUCGCGGUGACAUGAGAUCAAACCCGUUCCCCCGCACACCUGCGACCGCCUCAACCUGCUCACCGACAACACGCUGCAGCGCGAGGAGGACGCGGUGUCAUCAGUGACGUCUCACCUGCCGGUUACCGAGCUCACCUUGAGGCGCAGCGGAGCGCGCGUCAUGUUCAACGUCGUUCACCAGGGUCGGAAAUACGUCCCCACGCGCUCGUCGGUCACGGAUGACUCUCCGUUAACCGUGCGGACUGUUCACGUCAACAAAUCCCCCGGGACGCUCGCCGAGGCACCGGAGGCGACCUGGCCGCCGCCGGGAGCGAAGAUGCGGAUCUCUAAAGGCAACAAGGGCGCGGUGGCGGUUCGAGUCGUCCGGAGGCACCCCGCGGCUCCUCAUCCCGCCAGCCUGGAGAGCUUGGAGGCGGCGUGGAGCGAGAGGAGCAGCCCGGAGAAAACACCGAGUCACGACAGGAGGAACGGGGAGCCGGGGGCCGCGGAGAACGGCAUGGAGGGCCACGGUGGAGGGCCCCCGAGGGCCAGGAAGAGGGGCUUCAGACCCCCCGACGUGAGGACCAUCUUCUCCCCCGGAGAGAGGGACCCCCGGGUGAAGCAGGAGUCCGGGGAGGGACACAGCUUCGAGUCCGGAGGGGACAACACCUGGUGUGACGUCUGCUGCAACUACAUCUUCCAGCAGGGGCUCACGUGCGCAGGUGAGUCGGGGGUGGGGGUGGGGGGGCUUAAUCUGGGCAUCAAACCUCGUUAUUCAUGAUCAGAAUUUGAACCCUU
Plectropomus leopardus (leopard coralgrouper) is the source of this 862-nucleotide messenger RNA. The record is from RefSeq and is a predicted model, not a curated record. NCBI's taxonomy places the organism in Eukaryota, Metazoa, Chordata, Actinopteri, Perciformes, Serranidae.